AUGUCGGACUGGGGGCAGAGUAUCAAGGAAAAUAUAAGUUUGUUCCUUGACUCGGUAUUUGGCCCCGAAACCAACCCCAAGUACAAUACUUCGUACACAAGUACUGUCCAGAGCAAUGCGCCUCAACAUCCGCCGAAGUUUUAUCCUGGAGAUAAGUUUCAUGUCACACCAAGGGAGAGUUACAGGAGCCAAGCAUCCUCCACUUUUGUAGGAGUUCAGAAUGGAAACUCGUAUUACAGCCAAGAUGAUGAAAGGCCGAAGUUGAAGGUCUCCGCAGAGUUCAUCCAGCCAUUCAAUACCACCUUUCACACCCCCUCCAUUCUCCUCUUUACCUUCGAAUGUUCGGACGAAUGGGUCGUCUACUUCAAACAUCGGCUAGAAGAGGUUCUAUCUAGACAAGUCAACUAUGCGGAUUAUGCAGUCAUCGAUAAUGAGAUGCAACCAAUUACAGACCAGAUCAGGGUGGAAGGUCCAGAUAGGUUCAAUCCCAUCCAAGUUGUAGACGAGCAAACGAACGAGGUGAUCUGGGACAUCGCAAACCAUUCGAUCUGGAAUGUCCCUUGGGUACAUGAUUUGUUUUCAGUCGAACAGAGCCCGGAGAACAUCUUGAUUGUUGACCGUGCAAGUAGCAUUGCUGUGUAUGAGUGGGACAGGAGGUACAACGCAGGGAGAUGGCUCAUUCCUGAAAAUGUCAACGGUGCACCUCUGCCAAGCACGGACUUCGGAUUUGCAAGCCAAAGCACGCCCCCAUUGCCGCUUGCGAAGGAAGCUCUUGAGGUCGGGACGGACUUGCGCGGCGCUUCUCUACCUCAAGUUCAGAGUCUGCUCCAGACGCUUUCGCAGGAGCGCAAGACGAUCGAGCUGGUUGUGUUGCGCGGACCAGAUGCUGGGGGCCCAGCAAGGCAGCGGCUGCUGACCCUUCAGGCUCGCAAGAGUGGGCUGGGGCUUGCACUGGGGGUCCUCGACUCGAGAGACGCAGAGCCGUCGGAGUUGGAAGGAUAUGAGAACGAUGAUGGAAAUUCAGUUGGGUUGCUCGCGCAGAAUGCAUAUCUUGAACGAGCUAUUGAUGGACCGGGAACCAGUGUCAGCUCUGGGUCUGGUAUCGUGGUCGGAGCAGGAGCAGGAGCAGGAGCAGGAGCAGGAGCAGGAGCAGGUGCAGGAGCAGGAGCAGGAGCAGGAGCAGGAGCAGGAGCAGGAGCAGGAGCAGGAGCAGGAGCAGGAGCAGGAGCAGGGGCAGGAGCAGGAAGCGCGCGGGUGCCUGGCUCCGCCAGCUUGGACGACAGACGUGACUUCACGCCUAUGACCCAGAAGCCUGUGUUUCAAGAGUUCGUUGCUGGGCUGCAGUAUGUCAACACAGAAGAAUCAAAGCGGGAGAAGGGCUUGUCUCAGUCCAACAAGAUUGGUAUAGAAACCAUCAACGAGCGUGGAGUAGGUAAUCUUUCGCUCUUUGUCGCCCUCCGAUAG
Guillardia theta CCMP2712 is the source of this 1464-nucleotide messenger RNA. RefSeq lists its product as hypothetical. The record is from RefSeq and is a predicted model, not a curated record. NCBI's taxonomy places the organism in Eukaryota, Cryptophyceae, Pyrenomonadales, Geminigeraceae. The transcript is spliced from 16 exons. Bases 1 to 1464 code for a protein of 487 amino acids.